UUUUGUAGCGCAACGCUGCACAGGGUAAGUGAUUAUCAAUUUUGCUUUUCCAAAAUUUCCCUGGCAUUUAAAUGAUUAUGACUUUGAAAAUCUGUCAAUCCACUGAAUCACUGUGAUGACACCUUUCAUUAAUUACGAAGACGACUUAUGAUUCCUUACGAGGAGCAAUGCCUUUGAAUUUACGGAAAAGCAAACCGCACUGCUCCUUUUGAUUUCAAGCUAACUCUUGCUUCAAGUAGACUCUAUGGCUGCCCUGGAGGCGCCCUUUCCCGUGCGAAUUGCCAAAAUUGCAGGCCGAUUCCUGGUAUUCGAGCCCGAGGCCGUGGCAUCGCUGCGACGACAAGUAAACCUCAACGGCGUCCUUGUCGGAACUGCUCCGCAGCAGCCGACGCAAAAUAUCUUUCUUGGUUUGCCUAUUGAGCUUCGUCCAGAGGAAGUCAAUGCCCUAGUGCAACAAGAUGCAGCCUAUGUUGUAGAUGAUACCGCCGCCCACAAAGCCACUCUCCGAAGCUUCGAAGAUCCUGCAGUUCGACAGGCCUAUGUCGAGUCGCUUCGUGAGCAACGGCUGGCUGCGCAGCUAGCGUUGAACGAACGUCAAGCUCAGAAGUCAGCCGAGGUGGCCGAGCUGAUGAAGAAGUCUAAGAAGAAGACAAAGGCAGGAAAGCCUGAAAAGGUGGCUGAAGCGGAGUCUCCUGCUACGCCGCGACCAUCGGCUGUGGAUAAUCCCCCGAGUAUCUCAGAGAAGCAGCUGAGCGUCACUCUCACAUCAAGUAGCAGUCUAAUCUCCCAAACAACUUCCCAGGAGCACAUAGACACAGAAGUCAAGCAAGGACCUCUGUGUCAGCACCUCCAGACCAACGGAUACCACAUGACCCCAGGCUUGAGAUUUGGUUCCAAUUACAGCGUCUACCCUGGCGAUCCCCUGAGAUUCCAUGCCCAUUUCAUGGCCAACGAAUAUCGCUGGGAUGAAGAAGUCCCUGUUUUGGAUCUUGUUGGAGGUGGCAGACUAGCUACUGCUGUAAAAAAGGCAUUCCUUGUUGGUGGCGAGCAGCCUGCCACAGACACUGAGCCAGCUGCUGUACGGACGUUCAGCAUCGAAUGGGCCGCCAUGUAA
[Torrubiella] hemipterigena is the source of this 1114-nucleotide messenger RNA. The record is from the annotation of a GenBank genome assembly. Lineage: Eukaryota; Fungi; Ascomycota; Sordariomycetes; Hypocreales; Clavicipitaceae.